AGCAUCUCUCCCCUCCAGUCGCGUCUGAGCGCUUCACCUCUGCGGAGCUGUUCUCCGCCUCCAUCCCUGCCUCCCUCCACCACAGAGAGGAUGAGCCGCUCCGCGUCCGGGUCUCCUCCGCCGUGGAUCUGUCCCUCCUCCCUCUGAUUGCUCUCGGUCUGAUGUUUCUCCUCCGGGUAUCAUUCAGAAGAGGAUGCGUCUACUCGUUUUGGCGACUUUAUUUGGACUCUUUUUGGACACAGGCGAUGCCCUUCAGAUCCAGUGUUACCAGUGUGAGGAGAUGAAGCACAACGACUGCUCCACACCCGAAUACAUUGUCAACUGCACGGUCAACGUACAGGACAUGUGCCAGAAGGAGGUGCUGGUCAAAGCUGAUGGAAUACACUAUCGGAAGUCCUGCGCGUCCUCUGGGGCCUGCCUCAUCGCCUCCUCCGGUUAUCAGCAGUUCUGUACUGGCAGGUUGAACUCAGUGUGCAUCACCUGCUGCAACACGCAGCUCUGCAAUGGCCCCAAGAGGAAGCGCCCCGUUCUCUCGGCUGCGCCUUCCAACAGACACGCCCUGCUCUUCUUGAUGGCGCCGAUGCUUAUUCAUCUGACGUAGACGUUCCUUCUGCAUCCUACAGGCCUUCCUGGGGCUCUAAGCAGCAACUGGUGAGCAGAUUCAGACUCCGCAUCACUGUUGAUCCAAUGGAUGCCGGGACCUCUCUGCAUCAGUUUUUCAGCCGUUCUACAGGACCAUUUCCCUCUGCAGCCACAUCGUUUCUUACUUUCUUUGCUUUUAGUGAAGUCGAGCGUUCUGUAAUCAGUGCCAGUAGAACUUCUGAUCAUUUUGAGGCUUUCCUUUGGUGAUAAUCCGGUUUAAAACAUCUGUGUUUAGCUUAUUUUGUGUUGGUAUUCUAGCUGUUAUCUCUCAGAAGGCAUUUUGAAGCAUAUUUAUCCACUGCCAGAUUUUAUUUCUUGUUUCAUAAUACAGUAGGAAGUAUAAAGGAAUCUCAAUCAUAUAAUAGAAAGGAUUAUUUAAAAUAACAUAAAAUUGCUAUUUAGUGCUAAUUUAAAAUGAGUGAGAAAAAUCCUUUUUUUUAAUCUAAGGAGAAAAUAUGCACUAUUAUUCUGACAUGCAUCCACUUAUUUUCACAAAUGCCUUACAUUUCUGUUUCACUCUACUUUUAAAUCUGUUUAUGCUGACAAAUAAUGGAUUUUUCAAGAGUUGGUGUUUUACCGUGCUUUAUUUUAAGUGGAGCAGGGACUGAGCGCCUGAUGGAUGUUCAUGGCUUUUUCUAAAGUCUUCUGUGAAGAGUAACGCUGUAUUCUGCUGAUAUGUGAUUUCAAUAAAUGUUGCAGAAAAAUCAGCUCUCA
Molecule: messenger RNA, 1356 nt
Organism: Cyprinodon tularosa
Lineage: Eukaryota; Metazoa; Chordata; Actinopteri; Cyprinodontiformes; Cyprinodontidae
Product: ly6/PLAUR domain-containing protein 1-like
Exons: 4
Coding region: 194-601 (135 amino acids)
Biological process (GO): acetylcholine receptor signaling pathway
Molecular function (GO): acetylcholine receptor inhibitor activity
Source: RefSeq, a predicted model, not a curated record